GCAGACACCGAUAUUUGCGGAUUUUUGAAGGGUUUUCGAACGGUAGAAGGACAUGCAGACAGAAAAUGGAGCGACAUCAUCAUCGGGAGGCUUUCGCUCAAAGCGAGCGCGAUACUCCCAGCGCGCCUGCAAGGAAUGUCAGAGACGUAAAGUAAAGUGUAACGGAAAUCAGCCAUGUGCUCGAUGCGCCGGCCAGUCUUUUAAAUGCGUCUACUCAGUACCAUCUCAAACACGAAAUUCCCCCCAAAAGACCAGCGAAAGGCGAACGAGUAGCCUAAAUCAGGCUGCUGCUCGAGAUACCGAAUCCAACCAUGUAUCUUUACCAGAACCAUCCCGCGAGAGAAGGACCUAUUCAUAUAAUCGGAUAGAGGCCACUGUACCUGAUGCUCCGCCAGAAUUUUCAUCCACUUGUCCCCAAUUCUGUGGCCCUUCUAGUACUGAAUAUACCUUCAAUGCUGUUAACGGCAAUCUUCAAGCUAUGGGAAUGCAAUCCGCCAUACCUGAUAAUGCAUUUCCACAUUCGAGGGUUGCUUCAACAUCUUCAGGCCGCUUGGCACAAUACGGACCAUUCAUGAAACUACUCACAAUGGACCCUCUUUGGGAUCUUACAAGGGAAACAGCCGUGUUGCUGUUGGACGACUGGUGCGACGGUCUGGGUACUUUGUAUCCUAUCGUCAGCCGUCGAGCAAUGUUGGAAACUAUUAACAGAAUUUUCAAUGCAUUCGAGCUCGCCCUUUCAGAGGGACUGAGGGAAAGUGGCGGAGCCGUCGCCGAGGCCCUAUUCCAUCACGAUACAAAUAAACUGAAAAUCAUACUGGCAAUCGGCAUGACCAAAGCAACGGGCGGGCGUGAGCAUCAAGCACAAAGACUAUUUCAAAGCACCUCGGACGCAGUAGAGGGAUUAAUAUGGAACCCAGAAGGAAUUCACGGCAUACAGCUUCUCUAUUUAGUGGCCAUGUACCACUAUCAUCUCAACGAAGAGGUUCGAACGGGAAGAUGUAUAGCCUUCGCAGCCCGACUAUGCCUAGAAGCAGGAUUGCAUCGACGCGCCAUGCUUGAAAAGUCCUUCCCAGACACGGAGGAGCGGUCAGAAGCUCUUCAGUCAUUCUGGGCAGUCUACAUGUUUGAGAGAAGACUCAGUUUAGGGCAGGGCAUCCCUUUCUCCAUCCAAGAUACGUAUAUCGACCACUCGCUCUAUAUUGUCGAAAAUACCAAUCCGUUGCUGGUUCCACUCUUGCGUUGGACAGAACUUGCCGGGAAGACCUGGCAUGCACUCAAUAAUAGAUCAGAGGAUACUGAUGGUUCCAGGAUGGAAACACUCAGCUACCUCGAUUAUCAAAUCACGGAGUGGUAUCAAAAUUUACCGGGCCAUCUCCGCUUGCCAGGGAUUGCCGCCCAGAAUCCCGAUCAGAAUCCUACUUAUUAUCAAUCAGUGAUGUACGUUCGCAAAGCGCAUCUUCGUAAUCUUAUCUAUCGUCCAAUCUUACAGUCACCUUCGCUCUCCCGCCAAAACGAAGCUCUACUGCGCAGAGCCGUAGAUAUCUCCAAGGACACCAUAAUAACGCUUGUUAACUUCAAUGACCGGACAGACCUUGUCCAGACUCAUCCUAUGUUCUUCCAGCAACUAUUGCUCACUGCCUUUGGAAACCUGCUACUCGCUAUCGUAAGCGCUGUACCUAAAGUUUGGAAUACCGCCCGUGAAGAACUUGACAUGUUCUUGAACCUGUUCCAGUUCUUGAGUUCUAAAUGCACAGCGCUGAAGAGAACAUGGACUAGGUUGCAAGGGUUACGCGACUUGCAUUUGAAGUUAAGCCGCCCAGAUCGUGCUUCGCGUCCGGCGUCUCCUCUUCACAGUGGUGAUGCGGCAACAUUGUCAUUUGAUGACAUUUUCCCUGACAUGUUGGCGGCGUCUAAUACUAUGGACUCAAGUGGGCCAUUGGCUACAAACACACAUUACAACUCAAUUUUGUCCAACAUAAUGAGUCGCAUAUCAUCUAGUCCCGCCAAUCGAUGCGGUUGA
Molecule: messenger RNA, 2020 nt
Organism: Aaosphaeria arxii CBS 175.79
Lineage: Eukaryota; Fungi; Ascomycota; Dothideomycetes; Pleosporales
Exons: 4
Coding region: 53-2020 (655 amino acids)
Biological process (GO): positive regulation of transcription from RNA polymerase II promoter by galactose; DNA-templated transcription
Cellular component (GO): nucleus
Molecular function (GO): zinc ion binding; DNA-binding transcription factor activity, RNA polymerase II-specific; RNA polymerase II cis-regulatory region sequence-specific DNA binding
Source: RefSeq, a predicted model, not a curated record